Mytilus californianus (California mussel) is the source of this 2494-nucleotide messenger RNA. RefSeq lists its product as uncharacterized. Lineage: Eukaryota; Metazoa; Mollusca; Bivalvia; Mytilida; Mytilidae. Bases 88 to 984 code for a protein of 298 amino acids. The transcript has 4 exons. Gene Ontology annotation, molecular function: S-adenosylmethionine-dependent methyltransferase activity. The record is from RefSeq and is a predicted model, not a curated record.
AACCAGUCAUAACAAACCGGUAUCAUUACACAUGUGUACAUGUAUGUCCUGAUUCUUGAUUCUUGAUUUUCCAACUCAUACAACAGGAUGCCGUUUACCAUUUGUCCAUUUGACCACAGAGUUAUAGCUGCAGGGUCAUUGUCUAUUACUACUGGAAUCGCAGUAUUUACGACUUAUAAAUGGUUAUCGGAAAGAAGACGGAGAGCUCAAAGUAACGUUUAUGAAUCGGAAAAAUUAGUGAACGAAUACCUUGCUUUUCAUUUUGCAAAUGAGAAGAACAUUCGCCUAGAUCUUAUUCCUGCAAGUGCUCUCGACUUUCCUAAACGAUGUGCAGAUUUGUGUCUAAAACACUCAGAGACUCUUUUGAAGUUUAAUUCUGUUUCACGAGCAUUAGAUAUAGGUUGUGCAGUUGGUCGAUCAUCGUUUGAAUUAGCCAGAAAGUUCCAGGAAGUGAUCGGUAUUGACUAUAGUCAAGCUUUUGUUGAUGCUUGUCAACAGUUAAAGGACCAAGAUAGUAGAAUUUACUUCAUCACAGACGAGGGAGAGUUAACUACAGGCUGUUCUGCUAAAGUUUCAGAGGGCAUUGAUAAAAGUAGAUGUUCAUUUCAACAAGGUGAUGCUUGCGAUCUUCCACAUGACAUUGGAAAGUUUGGAUGUGUACUAGCAGCCAAUCUAAUUUGUAGACUCCAUACUCCUUUAGACUUCCUCAAUAGAAUGGCUGAUUUAGUUAUUCCUGGUGGAAUUCUAGUGAUUACUUCUCCUUACACUUUCCUUGAAGAAUUUACACCCAAGAGUAAUUGGUUGGGAGGAUAUAUAGGUAAAGAUAACAAGCCAGUGACAGGAAAGAUGACCUUGAAAAAAGUUUUAGGACCAUCAUUUGACCUUGUAGAUGAAGUAGAUAUGCCUUUCUCUAUCAGAGAGACAGCAAGAAAAAAUCAGUUAACUGUAGCUGAAGCCACUGUAUGGAGGAGGAAAAAUGUUUAAUGUGGAAAUAAUAUAGUCAUUAUUACUUUUUGAAGACUGAUUAGAACAAAAAUUCUUUCGAAAACUAUCUUAACAGAAAAAUUAUCUUAAUUGAGUAAAGGCAUUGCAAACACUUCUUUAAUUCAUAGUAUGCCUGCUAAUAGUUCCUUCCUCAGAUGAUGUUUCUUUUUUGCAAGUUGCUGCUCAAAAGCCAAAUAUAAUUUUUAAAAUCAACUGAAAAAUGAAAAUCCUCUCAUAAGAAAAUUUAUUUCUAAACUGUUAACAUGUGACUGGUGAUAACAUUAGUUUUGUGCAAUAUGAUUGGACAACUUACACAAUUUUACAGGAGAUAUUUCAGAACAUACCUAUUUAAAAAUUUUGUAUAAAGGUAAUGAGAUGGAAUGCAGCUGGUAUGUGUCCUUUAUAAAAUGAGAAGAGUUAUUGGUAGUUAUCUCCCCCUGAACUACGAUAUUAAGGGGAGACAAUAAGUAGCAUCAUGUAAGUCAAAUUAUCUCCCUGGAUAGGGAAAUAGCUUAAUCAUGUUUUUUUUGCCUUACACAAAGGAAUAUUUCCUUUGUAUAUUUUAGUUUGCAAUGGAUGAAAGUUCGAUAUUGAGACUUUGAAAAUUUUGCUAUCUUAUGGUCAAAGUUGUGUAAAAAUAAAUUGGCUUGAAUGUUUAAUGUUCUAUGUUUGUAAUACAUGUACAUACAUAUAUUCACUGUCAAUUUUCAUUGAGGACUUUUUACAUUAAAUCUGAACCAACCCAGGAUAAAGGGAGGGUUCAACCAUAUGUCCCCAUUCAAAAGCAUUGAUCAUCAAAAAAAGGGGGGAUUCCAACCCCAGGAAACCCCUCCCCCCUGGAUCUGUGACUUAUUGCAAAAACAAUAUUUGUGUACCUGCCAAACACUUUCCUUUUUCAAGAUAUAGUCUAACUUUUUUGUCAGAAUUGAUUUAUUAUUUUACUUGUCCUUGUCCUGAAUAAACAUGAAACAUUUACUAGUACCAGGGCUUCCAAAAUUAUUUUUAGCCAGCCGGACAUUUUAUAUAUUAUCCCGAUUUUAAUCCCUUAAGACUAAAUAAACAAAAGGCAAUUAUGGUAAUCAGUUGCCGAGUUGGCCAUCCCAAUGAUUGACAUUAAAAAAAAGAUAUCAAACUUUCUUUGAUUCAAAUUCGAAGUUCUGACGUAAACUGUUAAAUUGGCAGUGCAUCAUUCGAAGUGUGCAACAUCAGCGUACUUAUAUCUACUUAGGCUCUUUAUUUGUGCAAAAUAACGUUGUCAAAAACUACUUUCGUUUUUAUACCGGAUGUAAUUUUGACAAUGGUAAAACAUGGACCAGAGACGGAUAAAUUACUACUUCUUGUUAAACAAACAAAAAUUAAUCAAUCAUAUUUGUUGAAGAUAUUAUAUUGAAAUAUUUAAUUGUUACUGUAGUUUUUAUUUAAAACAGCAAAGCACAAACUAUGUGAAAUUACAAAGUAUUUCUCUGAAUUGUCGGUGUCAAAUGGGACACAUGAUAAAAAAUACUUUUAA